UAAUCUUUUACUGUCUGCAAUCUCGAGCUUCAGGUUCAGUUGUAAAGGAGUUGUCAUCGAAGAAAGUAUUUAGAUAAUGGUAUCGCCGUGUUUGAAACAGACAUGGACAGUCAUGGGGGUCUUGCUGAAUAUGUUUGGCCAAGGCAUGGUGCUGAGUUAUCCUUCUGUCAUAUUGCCAGCUCUUUUGUCUCCCCACUCCAUCAUUAAAGCGGAAUUUCACGAGGCUUCAUGGGUUGCAUCAUGUAUUGGCUUUGCGGGGAUACCUGGAUUUUUGUCGUCUUCUUUUCUUAUGGAAAUGUAUGGAAGAAAAAAAGCUCAUGUGGCAGUGUUGAUACCGGGGAUAGUCGGUUGGCUGAUAAUUUACUUUGCUACAAGUAUAUCGGUUCUGUUGUGCGGGAGAUGUUUAUGUGGAUUCGCUGCAGCAGCUACAGUAUCUCUCGGAGCCAUAAUAAUAGGAGAAUAUACCAGUCCCAAGAAUAGGGGAAUGUUUCUUAACUUGAAGACUGUAGCUGUGUGUUUGGGCAAUAUGGCCGUCCAUAUUCUUGAUCACUUUUUUAACUGGAAAACAAUAGCACUCAUAGCUGUUAUUCCCCAUAUAUUAGCACUGGUUAUAAUUUUAACAUGGCCUGAAAGUCCAUUUUGGCUUGCAUCCAAGCGACGGUUUGAAGAAAGUCAAAAAUCAUUUUAUUGGUUGAGAGGAAACAAUAAGAGAGCUAUCCUAGAAAUGGAAGACUUACUAAGAACACAAAAAGAAAAAUUGUCGCAAUAUCCUGAACAUGUGGAUAACUCUAACAUGAUUAUGGACUUUAUAAGGAAAUUUAAAGACAGAAGUUUUGUCAAACCACUCAUCAUAGUUUGUUUCGCCGGACUUUUACUGGAAUCCUGUGGAAGACACAUUUUUCCAGCAUUCGCUAUGCAAAUAAUUGGAGAAAUUACCUCGGAUAAAUCUCAAUCUUUCUACUAUACUCUGGGUAUGGAUACAAUCAUCACAGCAAGUGCUUUAUUUUCAUCAUACCUCGUGAAAAUCAUGAAAAGGAGAACACUUCUUUUGGGCAGUGGUUUCAUAGCACUAUUUGUUUUGUUUUGUGUGUGUUUGUAUAUGCUACUGUCAGCCAAAGGUAUUGUUUCGAAUGAAAGGACUUGGAUUCCUAUUUUACUAUUCACUGCGUAUUUUAUUCUGUCUAAUUUAGGAUGUACACCGAUUCCGUUGGCAUUAUUGGGUGAAAUUUUUCCUCUAGCUCAUAGAGGGGCCGGUUCUUGCGUCUCCGGUUUUAUUUUGUGCAUUUAUCUUAUGAUGGCCAUGCAAGCCUCUUCAUAUUUGUUGGUUACUGUGCAAGUAUACGGCACUUUUGCAGUUUUUGGUUUAUUAAUGGGAAUAUCGCUGAUCGCUCUUUAUGUGAUACUUCCUGAGACCAAGGACCGAACUUUGCAACAGAUCGAACACUACUUCCAAACCGGAAAAUUCAGACAUGAUAACCUUGGGAUAGAUGAAGUCAAUAUGAAAAUGCUUUCAUCAUAGAAUUACGUGUGAGUAAAAGUUUGUAAGAUGAACUAUAAUGAUAACAGACAGAACUACACGAGUUUCAACUAUUCAUUAUAAGAAAUAUUAGGACGAUUGUAAGUUGUUUUUAGUCCAACGACUUCAUGGUUCGAAAUGAUGUUGAUUGUUAUGGAAAUUUAAUAUAAGAGAAGUGAUUUUAAUUAGUUGUAAUGUUUGAAUAAGAAUUAUGUCGAAUAUAUUUUACAUAAUAUGUUAAUUAGAGAUAAGAAGUUGUAAACUACUCAUAAAGUGUUGUGUGUUAUAAAAGUCUUAACUUUA
This is a messenger RNA of Danaus plexippus (monarch butterfly), 1819 nucleotides long. Its product is annotated as facilitated trehalose transporter Tret1-like. Lineage: Eukaryota; Metazoa; Arthropoda; Insecta; Lepidoptera; Nymphalidae. The record is from RefSeq and is a predicted model, not a curated record. The transcript has 3 exons. Gene Ontology annotation, cellular component: membrane. Gene Ontology annotation, molecular function: transmembrane transporter activity. Gene Ontology annotation, biological process: transmembrane transport. Bases 77 to 1519 code for a protein of 480 amino acids.